Messenger RNA from Setaria italica (foxtail millet), 904 nucleotides. RefSeq names its product zinc finger CCCH domain-containing protein 3. The transcript has 5 exons. Lineage: Eukaryota; Viridiplantae; Streptophyta; Magnoliopsida; Poales; Poaceae. Gene Ontology annotation, cellular component: U12-type spliceosomal complex. The record is from RefSeq and is a predicted model, not a curated record. Gene Ontology annotation, molecular function: zinc ion binding; nucleic acid binding. Bases 158 to 652 code for a protein of 164 amino acids.
GUAGAUUUUGGUCAGCCAAGGAAAUUUCCAUCUCUGGUAAAUUCCUUCUGGUUCUGGACUUCGUUGUUACGGCCAAAGGCCAAAAGCUUGUCCCGAAGGCAGCAGCACGAGAGGAGGAAAGGCAAGGGCGGAGAACCGGGGAUUGGAGCAGCGAAAGAUGCCGUUGGGGAAAUACUAUUGCGACUACUGCGACAAGCAGUUCCAGGACACCCCCGCCGCUCGGAAGCGCCACCUGCAGGGCGUCCAGCACCAGCGCGCCCGCGCCCUCUGGUACGAUACCGUCCGCCACCAAGAUCAGCACGGCGGCGCUUCCUCCCUCCUCCUGCCGGACGGCACCCUCGCCAAGGGCGUCUGCCACCACUUUGUCCGCACGGGGACUUGCAAGUAUGGGGAUUCAUGUAGAUACUUCCAUCCCAAGCCAGAUGGUGCAAAUCCAUCGUUAGCUGCACCAGGGCCUGGGCCUGGAGCCAUGGUGCAUCAGUCUAAUUUUCUUGUCAGCCAACCCAAUCUUGUUGGAUACCAGGCAGCAGAACGAAAUUCUUUCUCAGGGAACGUACUCGGUGCCCACUCCUCAUGGGGCAACUUACCGCCGUCGCUGCAACCCCCUCCUGAAGGCGGCUAUCCUCCCCUUCCUUUCGUCGACUGGGGCUGAAGGAGCGUCACCUCAUGCUGAACACCGAUUGGUCAAUUGCUAAAACCCCUAUGCUCCAAGUUUGCAAUUGCAGAGCAUGGCGGCACGGCAUUGCAUACUGUGUCCCAAUGGGAUUCUUCUGGCAGUUGGGAAGUUGUCAUCCAUGUACGAGUAGCACUUGUAAACUUAGUGGUGAACACUGAACAGCACAUGGCUUUCACAGAAGAUUCUGCUAGCAGGUGGGACGUUUUGCUUUGUUGGUUAACGUUGAUA